Molecule: messenger RNA, 1330 nt
Organism: Thunnus maccoyii (southern bluefin tuna)
Lineage: Eukaryota; Metazoa; Chordata; Actinopteri; Scombriformes; Scombridae
Gene: aipl1
Product: aryl hydrocarbon receptor interacting protein-like 1
Exons: 6
Coding region: 65-1048 (327 amino acids)
Molecular function (GO): protein binding; peptidyl-prolyl cis-trans isomerase activity
Source: RefSeq, a predicted model, not a curated record
UCAUGAGAUAUAUAUGCAUGACAAUAUAAGGUGAUCAAUAUCUGUAAACAGAAAAAAGUCAGAUAUGCAGGAUACGCUGCUGCUGAACACAGAGGGCAUCAAAAAAACCAUCCUGCAUGGAGGGACUGGAGAAAUCCCAAAAUUCAUCACUGGUGCAAAGGUGACGUUUCACUUCCGCACCCAGUUGUGUGAUGACGAUCGUACGGUGAUAGAUGACAGCAAGGUGGUCGGGACGCCCAUGGAGAUGGUGAUCGGCAACAUGUUUAAACUGGACAUCUGGGAGACCCUGCUGUCCUCUAUGAGGAUCGGUGAGGUGGCCGAGUUCUGGUGUGACACCAUUCACACCGGUAUUUAUCCAAUAGUGGCCAAGAGCAUGAGACGCAUUGCAGAGGGAAAAGACCCAGUCGACUGGCAUAUCCAUACAUGCGGUAUGGCCAACAUGUUUGCCUACCAUAGCCUUGGCUACGACGACCUGGAUGAGCUGAUGAAAGAACCAAAGCCCCUCUACUUUGUCCUGGAGCUGAUCAGGGUGCACCAACCCAGUGAGUACAACAGGGAGUCGUGGGCUCUGAGUGAUGAGGAGAGGCUGAAGGUCGUGCCCGUGCUGCACGGUCAGGGAAACAAGCUGUAUAAGUCGGGACGCUAUCAAGAGGCCACGCAAAAAUACAAGGAGGCCAUCAUCUGCAUCAAGAACGUUCAGACCAAGGAGAAAGCAUGGGACGUCCCAUGGCUGAAGCUGGAGAAGAUGGCCAACACCUUAACACUCAACUACUGCCAGUGUCUCCUGUGCAUGGAGGAGUACUACGAGGUCAUCGAGCACACCAGUGAUAUAAUCAAUCAGCACCCAGGGGUAGUAAAGGCCUUCUACCUGCGUGGGAAGGCCCACAUGGAGGUUUGGAAUGAGGCGGAGGCUCGGCAGGACUUCAGCAGGGUGCUGGACCUCAACCCGGGCAUGAAAAAAGCCGUCAAGAAGGACCUGGCUGUGCUUAACAUGCGUAUGGAAGAGAAGAACCAGGAGGAUAAGAACAAGUACAAGGGCAUGUUUUGAAGAAGCUGCUGCAAGAUCGAUUGCAGCUAAGGCUGGAGAAUCAGUGUGGUGAUGGGCUAAAGAAGAAUCAAGUCGUUAAAUAUCACCAUGCUUAGUUUUACCUUUAACCACCACACCUGACUCCCUGCAUAGACUUCCACAAGGGCUGUGAGACACUCAGGAGUGUGAAAGACGUAUGAACUUGUCUUUCUUUUCCCUCCAAACCAUGGCCGAGUGCUGAACAAAGACAGAACCAGUGGUUUAGUAGUUUAGUAAGGCCCAAAGAGGUACCUAAAUGCUAGG